Messenger RNA from Malassezia pachydermatis, 288 nucleotides. RefSeq names its product anaphase promoting complex subunit. Gene Ontology annotation, molecular function: zinc ion binding; cullin family protein binding; ubiquitin protein ligase activity. The transcript has 4 exons. The record is from RefSeq and is a predicted model, not a curated record. Gene Ontology annotation, biological process: positive regulation of mitotic metaphase/anaphase transition; protein ubiquitination; anaphase-promoting complex-dependent catabolic process. The coding region runs from base 1 to 288 and encodes 95 amino acids. Lineage: Eukaryota; Fungi; Basidiomycota; Malasseziomycetes; Malasseziales; Malasseziaceae. Gene Ontology annotation, cellular component: anaphase-promoting complex; nucleus.
AUGAAGGUGCAUGUACGCAAUUGGCACCCGAUAGGCUACUGGCACUGGAACGUACGCGAUCCUGAUGACGUAUGUGGUAUUUGCCAGAACUACUUUGAUGGCGUAUGUGGCGCCUGUCGUGAUCCUGGAGAUGCAUGUCCCUUAGCCGUCGGCGAAUGCAGCCAUGAAUUCCAUUUGCAUUGUAUUACCAAAUGGCUCUCGGAAAAGCAUGAACCGUUGUGCCCCUUAUGCAAGCGGCCAUGGGUGGAAAUCCCUCCCGACCAUGCUAUCUCGUCUUCCGCUACGUAG